Molecule: messenger RNA, 8251 nt
Organism: Bactrocera oleae (olive fruit fly)
Lineage: Eukaryota; Metazoa; Arthropoda; Insecta; Diptera; Tephritidae
Biological process (GO): phospholipase C-activating G protein-coupled receptor signaling pathway; positive regulation of cytosolic calcium ion concentration; adenylate cyclase-activating adrenergic receptor signaling pathway
Cellular component (GO): plasma membrane
Molecular function (GO): alpha1-adrenergic receptor activity
Source: RefSeq, a predicted model, not a curated record
GACAGCAACUUUAAUAAAAAACCUCAUAAGAAUACACUAAAAUAAAAAAUUGUGAAACAUAAAAGUUUUUAAUAUUAAAAAUAACAGAGAAUAAAAAAUUAAUAAUAAUUGAGAAAAAUAUUUCGAAAAGUUAAAUUUUUAAAAAUUUAUUUAGCAAAGUAACGACGUAAAAUAACAAUUAAUUUGAAAAAUACAGAAAAUGUUUCUGUAUCAAAAACUGUUUUAAUAUAAUAUAUAAUAAUUAUUGAAAAUAAAUAAAUAAAUAUUUUUGCACUUGCUUUAAGGAAUAUUAAAAAAUAUUUAUAAACUUACAAUAAACCACAAAUAAAGUAAAAACAAUUUUUGCAGAUAACUUAAUUUAUAUUUAUUUAAUUAAAUUAAUUAAAAUGUGCAGUGUUAUUAAAUAAAGUAAACAAAAAGCUUAAAUAAAAAAAUUUAAAUUAAAAAAAAAAUUUAUUUAAAAAGAUGUAUAAAUUACAAUUCUUUAUAUAAUUGAAUUUUGUGAUAGAAAUCGUGUAAUACGAAGAAAAAUAUAUUUAAAGUAAAUUUUAAUACAAAUACAACAUAAACUAGCCUACAAAUAUCACAAAUUAAAAGAAAAUAAAAACCGACGAAGACGCAGUUUCAGAACAACAUCGCGCGCUUAUGCCAAACCACACAAUAUAUUUGCGCUAAGCUAUUUUUAAAAGACCAAAGGCACAGAAGAAGAAACAACACAAAACGGUAGUAAAAAAGACACACCCAAGCACACGCUGAACACGCCAAAGAGGCAUGAUAGUCAAUGUAAAUUGAAGGCGCGCGUGCGACACCUUCGCCACCACUGAUAUCUGCGAACGAAACCACACAAUUAAUCAAUGCGUAAGUUAACUGCAGAAAAAAGUGGAAAAAUUUCAACAAAGUCUAACGAUAUGCCGCCCGCCAGUGGGCAAUUAAAGCAUACACAUGUCAAUAGAGACGAAACGGAAGUCAACAAGCCAAGCGGCAAGUGAGCGCAGCAUACGAUAAAUGGGCGAGAGUAGAUAUCUCGUGCAGCGCGCCAUACUUACAACAAAGUAGCCGACAAGCAACUCCAACAACAAACAAAAUAUAGCAUGACUUGUGGAAACACCAGCGGCUAGCUUGCAUGAAUAAACAUAUACAUUUGUAUAUGUGUGUAUGCGCCAAUAUAUGCCUAGCGCACUAUCAAAAAGAAAGAAGCAAAAAAUCAGUGUAUCGACUUAUCAUCACACAAACACAACCUAUCGUGGGAAUAAUUCAAGAAUCGCUGGACUUCGUAACAUUUGAACGACGUGUAGCGUAUUAAAGUGCCGCAUUAGCGGUGUGAGAGUGCGCGUAUAAAUUUAGAGUACAGCGCGGCUGCUCAAUGUGCUCAGCGCGCUCUUGAAGCAGAAAAUCACGAAAAGUGCUGCAUAAAAGCGAAGCAGUUCGCGCUAGAGAGCCCAAGUGAUACAACACUUUGUACCUGUUGGGCGCGAGUGUGAGCGCGAUCAUUGUCACAGCCACCCACUUGUGCGCUCAGCUGUUUGCUAUCGCUGCGAUCAAUAGCGAGGCGCUCGCAUUAAAUAUAUGAACAACGCGCCGCUCGCAAAUUUGUGCGCUGGGCAAUUGGAUAUAUUACAUGGCUAGCGCGCGGCGACCGCUCUACAGUUUUGCUUGAAACGUUUUGGAGUGCAGAUCGUUGAAGUUGCAAAGUGAAGAAAUUUGAAAACGGUCAAACGCGAAACAUACGACUCGCAAAAGAAAAAACAAAUACAAUAAUUUUUUAUUAUAUUAUAUGUAAAACUGAAUGCUGAGUAAAUGUAUAAUGUGUAAACGGUUAGCAGCGUUCAGUUGAAGCAUUAAUUUUUGCCAAUAAUCAUUCAAGUGUUACAAUAUAAAGGCAAACUCAUAAACGCCAGCUGCAAGUUGAAAAAAGUUUGCCAAGCAAAAGCCAACGUACAGCCAACUGGAAUUGUGAAACAAUGAAUUUAUAUAUAGUUAAACAAAAAAAUGUGUGAAAUUGUGUUUAAAAAUUCCGCAAACUUGUGGCGUGUGUAGACUACAAAAUAAAAAAGAAAGAAAAAACUCAAGCGCUCACACUAACAAUAAGCGCUCGCAACGCGGCAGAAAGCAAAAAGCGCAAAGCAACCAGUAAACUGGUAAUAAAGUGAACGCGCCUGUGAAUUGUGCACAGAUUUGAAAAUAAGCGGCAAAGCGCCAGAAGAGAUUUUUAGUUAAAGUUGUAUAAAAUGUCCACGAGCCAACAGUCCAACUGAGGUUGAGUGUGGGGCGCAAAACGUUGAAGAAUAAACAUAAAAUAUUAAUGUACAUAAAAAAUAUACAUAUACAUAUAUAUGUAUAGUUGUGAUAUAAAAAGUUAAAAAUAUAUAUAUAUUUAAGUCACAGCAGCCAAGGCAGACGCGUACGCGCUAGACAGUGAGAAACUUCAGCAUUAACGCGCAAGCGAAUUCCAACUUAAUAUAAAUAAGUAAUAAUUAUACAAAAAUACUGCAAAUCAUACAAAAAGUAUAGACAGUGACUGUAAGUGCUGAAAAAGUGUGCAAUUAAAGUUCGAAAUACACACGCGGAGUCGCUAAGCAGAGCAGUCAGCCACAAAGGCCAAAUAAACCUUUUACAUUUGACAAGAAAAACACAGUGACUAAGCGAAAAGCAGCAAAGCAGCAAAGCAAUAGUGUAGUUUGUUGGCGAUCAAAAACUUUUCCGCCAUAAACAUAAGAAAAAAUAAAAAAAGUGAAGAAAGAGUAAGGCUCGCGCGCCACUCGAUAGAUAAAGCAGUUCAAAGGGAGCGACAAGGCGUGAAAAAUCGCGAAGCUAAAAACGCGGUGUGCGAAAAUACAAAAAAACAAAAAUUGCAGCAAAGUGUGAGGUGGCAUUAUUUGAAAACAAAAAAAAAACAGUAAAAAUUACCAUUGAACGUUUUUACCUAUUGCUCAUAGUGUGUGCCACGCUCCUGCGCGCAGUGCAGGCAAAUGCUGACUAAGCGCCAGCAACAAUAGAAAAAACAGUUGAAAGGUAAAAUUUGCAGUGUUAACUGGUGUAACGCGUAACGUUUUAGAACACCGAACGCGCGUGCGCAUUUUUUGUUUAAAUAAACAGUUUAUUGUUGUUGUCAAAACGUAUACAAAUGCCGCGUCAGCUGCUUACGCACCUCAGAUUUACAACAUUAAAGCAAAAGCAACAAAAACAAUACAGUGCAUUAAAAAAUAAAAGUGAACAUUUUCUGUGCAGCUGGGUACUAAAGUUCUUAAGAAACCCGUUAGUUUGUUAAAUCUCGCAGCGCAUGCUAAUCAGGUACACCCGCCACUACAACAAAUAAUGGCCAUAGAUUUUCUAAUACUGGCGCUAUUGCUGUUCUCGUUCGUCAUCAAUUUGCUGGCUUUGGGCGCAUUCUGGGUCACGCCUGGUCUGCGUACCACUGCCAAUCGUUUCACCAUCAAUUUGCUGGUGAUCAAUUUGAUCGGUUGUCUUAUACUGGCGCCCACAUUGUUUCUCAGUCAGGCAACGCGUCGCGGCGCUAGCAAGGAUGCUGCAACUAAUGCGUCUGUAUUGUCACUUGCCGCGACGGCGAGCGAUGAUCGCAUCGAGAUACUCGCAAAACCGGGUAAUCGCCAGAUGACCAUUAAACAUAAUGGCAAAUUGUUGGAGCAAGAGGGCGUUAUUGUAAAGCAUAAUUUGACGAACGCACAGGAUGCGCGCACAAUUGAAACCAUUUACAAGUGCAAUUCGACAUAUUGUCAGGAGUUGACAAUCGAUGAAGGCACCGAUACGAUUGUUAUCACCGAAAUCGAAGAGGCGAAUCAUCAUGCUGAAGUGGCAAGUACAGCGCCUGUUGAUGUCGUUGCAGCGCUGCUGCCACGUCCACAUAUACGCUGCUGGUCCAUCGAUAUGGCGGCCGCUUUGGGCGCGCUUGGCGUGCUGCUUGUCGUUGGCGAUACUUGGUGUGCGGUCACUGAUCCACUGCGUUAUCAUACGCGCAUAUCUAGCUUGAAGACAUGGAUAUUCAUUGCGCUCACUUGGGUGGUGGGUUUGAUGUUUGGCGCGCUAUCUGCCUUUCGUGAAAUCGAUUUUACCACAAAAACUGUGCUACACGAGCAGCAAGGCUUUGCGGAAUUGAGUUUAAGCUCGGCUAAUAGUAUUUUUGGCAUCAGUUUCGCUUGCGUUUACUUCCUCGUCAUUAUACUGCUGCCGUUCGGCUUCGUUUGUGGCAUGUAUUGGCGCAUAUUUAGCGAAGCGCGUGAAAAUGGCUUGCGCAUGCGACAGAAUGGUUCAUCGCCGUUGUUGCAAAGUGCGCUCAAUUUGACACAUCAUCAGCAAAGCUCAUCACUGCAGUAUUCAAAUAUGUGCGCCCACCGCAACUCCGUCUCAUCGGCGUCAUCGAAUGGCGGUGGCAGCGCCUGUGAACGCGGCGGCUUGCAGAUGCAGAUUGAUCAACGUAAAAGUUCGCCUGUAUGUGCGCGUCGCGAUUCCGCCGCUAAAGUGCUGCUACCCACUAUCUCCGAUGAUGGUUUGUCAGAUGAAGCGGCACAACUCGAAUCCGGCGAUUACAACGCCGAACCACUAGUGCCGCUUACACAGCAACCCAACUAUGCGGAUCGUAAUCAAAAUAUCCUGCUGACAUUACAAACUGCGAGUGGUGAAAUCAAGCGCAAUUAUUCGGCACGUCAGCUGCCAUUGCUCGGCACAUCAUCACAGGAUUUGCUGGAAACGAACAGGUUAGAAGGUGUGCGCCAAGUGCAUUCUUCGCCCAAUCUACAUAAGUACACGCAAGAUCCGCUCGAUACCAGCUGUUCGCCACACCUGUUAGGUCAUGCGCAAUUGCAUACACAUCACGCUGCCAGCACCAUCACCACCACUGGCACACGCCAACAACAUUUCGUGUCACAGAAUGCGCAUAAUCGCCAGCACUCACAUGUGCUGCAAAUACCUUGCCUGCCGCAUAGCUCACCGAAAGCGCUUAGCUACAUGUCAACGCUACGCCAUCGCCUAUCGAACGCUUCAUCGCUCUUCAAGUAUCGCGAAGAAUCGCGCACUGUGCGCAUCAGCAUACUAGUGAUCAUAAUGUUCCUGGUUUCGUAUUUGCCUUAUGGCUUCUUAGUCGUGCUGCAGAGUCGCUUCCGCAGCGCCAACUUCGAACAUUCCACACAGCUUGCCAUCUUCAUGCUGCUACUGGGCAAUCUUACAUCACCUUUCAUAUUUGCGUAUCGCAAUAAACGAGUACGCCGCGGCGUUAAACGUCUCUUUGGUUUCGAAACAAGUACGCGUGAGCGUUCGCUGCAGCGUCAGAGUAGUUCCUGUGGACGCGGCAGUGGCUUUCUCAAUCGUCAUUGCGCAGGUACUCGCAACGCCGCCAACAUUCGACGCAACAUCAGUAAAGUAUCAACAUACUCAUUGAACUCUUGCAAAUUUUUAACGCCACAGAAUUCGCUCAGCAGCGCCGUUGUGCCAUCAGCAACGUCGUCUACAAACCGUCAUAGCAGUCCCGCGCGCAUACAUGGUCUGCGCCCAAACAGCAGCUGCAGCACGAUCAUCAAUUUUUGUGCGCCACCAGCAAAAGAGCAGGCGCUGCCGACGGCACAACAGCUGCAGCAGCAAAAAACAGCAGUAGAUGCUACACAAAAGACUGCAAACCAGUCGUGUGACACUCCCACCGCCAUCAAAGCUACAUACAUAUUGAAUAUGAAUGGCAAUUCGCCGAAUGGCACCGCGCGCAUUACCGAAGCGCUGCCAGCGGCAAAUGGCAAAUUCGCACCCAAGCGCAGUCUCUUCAAAAUCUUCUUUCAAGGUUCAAAGAAUCUGAGCUGCGCUGCAGCGCAAUCAUGUGCACAAGGCAAAGAUGCUGAAGUGGAACCAGCCGACGUAUGAGUUGUGCAACAGCAACACAGCCUUGGCAGAAGGCCUAGCGAAAGUGUAAGGUACAGCAUCGCCGACAGCGUAGCAGCACAAUUGCUUGUGUCAAUCAGCAGCUUUGCUAUGCUACGUGCCAAGCCGAUAUUGAGAGGCGCAUACAGCGGUCUACGUAACGUAGACACGAUUGUGCAGUCCAUAAACGGCCGGCAGCUGACAAAGCAGUAAUUCGAGUGCUACAGCAGUUCGCAAAUGGGCACCGACAUAGUUGUCACCACAACGCCAGCAGCAACAACAACAAAUGGCAGCGAAGUGGUACGCACAUUGCAGUCAUACAAACAGCAAACAGUCAGUAUUAAGUAUAUAUAAUACAUAUUGUAUAUAUACGUAUAUGAUAUAUGUUUUUUUGUGCUAAUGGACUCUAAAUAUGCUAGCGGUAGUUUAAAAAAAUUCUAUUAUGAAAGCAAUCGCUUUGUUAGUGGGCGUUUAAGCUGCCGCGCGCUCAGCAGCUGUAUUUAUAGCAACUUUGCAUAUAUAUAAUACAUAGUUGUGCUUGUGUGUAUAGAUUUGUUUAAAGAAGGUAGCUUUUUUUCUAAAAUUAAAAGCUUAAACAGGCCAUAAAUUAAAUUUCAGCGUGAAAAGUGUGUUAUAAAUUUCGUACAAAUUAUGUGCAAACAAGAAAGUCCGCUUAAUCAGAUAACAAUAUUUUAAAUUGAAAAAAAAUAUUGAAAUUAUGGAGUACAAUAUAAGAAAUUUUUAGCUAAUUUUUGUCUAAACUCUAUGCGAUGUUUUUAAAAAUUGUAUGUAAUGUGUGCCGAAAUUGUAUCUAAUUUGUUCCAAAUUGUGUUAAUUUGUAUUGAAAAUGUAUAUAUUUUGUACCAAAUUGUGUUAACGUGUACCGAAUUUGUUUCUAUUUUGUACCGAAUUGUGUUAAUUUGUAUCGAGAUUGUUGUGAUUAGUAUCUAAAAUAUUUAAAUUUCUAAAUAAAAAUUUAAUUUUGACAAAAAUUAAACCCAUAGUGUAUCCAAUUUGUACCUAAUUUGUACCGAAAUUCGGUAAAAAUAACAAUGAUUUUGCUUAUAUGCGUAAAUAAAAUACAUACAUAGUUUAAAGUAAAUUUUGCACUAUUUCACUCAUUGCUGGUACCGCAAGUGUUCGUAUGGUUAACUAGGAAACAAACAACAAGCACAAAUUUUAUUUGAAACAUGAGAAAGGCAUUGCUAUCAAUUUAAACUAAUUAUUUUUAUUUAUAUACCUGUAUUUGUGUGUAUUUAUUGGCUUAUUUCCACAAGUGAAAGUGACCUAAAAAAUUGAAAAAUGAAAGAAUUAGCAAAAAUUUAUACAUAUGUACAUAUAUGUAUAUUUAAAUGCAUGUGAGCUGGAUGCAUAUACAUUUAUGAAGAAACAGUAGAAUUUAUUUGAAAAUGUAAAUAAAAUCACAUUGUAUAUGUAAUUUUAAAUGGCAAAAACUAAGCAAAAGUCAAUACAUUUAGUGAGAAAAGAAAAAAUUAGCAACUAAAGCUUUUAACUAGCAAAAAUUUUUAGAAAAAAUAUUUAACAAGUGAAAAAGUUAGAUGUGUAUGUAUUAUAUAUGUAUAAGUGAGACAAAAUAUAGGUAAAUGUGUAACACAGCGUGUCACAUACAAGCAUAAGUAUGUAUAAACAGCAGAAUAUAUUUACAUACUUACUGAUCAUGUAUAUGUUUAUACAUAUAUGUACUUAUACAUAUAUACCAAAGACAUGCAUAUUUACAUUAGAUUAACCUAUAUAUUUACAUGUUUUGUUCUACAGUAAAUAUUUAAAACAGUAGAAGUAUAGAAAGAAGCAAAAAAUUUAGUUCACGCUAGAUUUUCAGAAGAUUAAUUACAAUAAUAAAACGCUGUUAUACAAACUUCAAUUGAACGUUUCAUUUAAUGCAACAACAAAGCUUUAAUUACACUAGCAAAGUUAUAAUAUUCGUAGUUAAUUAAUAUACCUAUAUGUAUAAAUAAAUAGUAUGUACAUAGAAUUAAAUUACAUAUGUAUGUAUAUAUGUUUAUAUAUAGUAUAAAACGAACACACACAUGCAUACAAGCAAAGCAAAGAAACAAAGUAAACAGAAUCGAAGUAGAAAGCACUAAAUGUUAAGUGUAUAAGUUAAAGCAACAAAAACUGUAAGAAAAAAAUUAAAACAAAUUUUCAUGCCAUAAAUUUACACAAAUCAAUUAAAAAUCGAACUCUGCUUGAAAUUGAAAAUUUGCCUGAAAAUUUGAGAGGAAUAUAUACAAAAACAAUUUUAAAAAAUUAUAACAAAGCAACCAAAAAAACUAAAAUUAAUGAACAAAAAAACAAGCUUUUUAUUUGCUAUAAUUUUUACUAUAAAUAUGUGCUAUAAUUUUUGCUUUAAUAUUUUUCGUUAUAUUUUAAA